Molecule: messenger RNA, 844 nt
Organism: Branchiostoma belcheri (Belcher's lancelet)
Lineage: Eukaryota; Metazoa; Chordata; Leptocardii; Amphioxiformes; Branchiostomatidae
Exons: 5
Coding region: 37-750 (237 amino acids)
Biological process (GO): ganglioside catabolic process; lipid transport
Cellular component (GO): cytoplasmic side of plasma membrane
Molecular function (GO): lipid carrier activity; enzyme activator activity
Source: RefSeq, a predicted model, not a curated record
ACACAGUCCACAAAGAGAGGACAACCUGCAGACGACAUGUUGGUGUUUUUGCUUGCGACAGUCGCCGUUGUAUCGGCACAGACUGUGUACGAUUCUACCUACCAGUUUGGAAACCUAGCUGGGCCUAUACCCCAAGUUGUGGUCUUCGAUUGUGGCUCCAAUCCUGAUCGUGCCUUCAAGAACUGGAACUUCGUUUUUGACAGAACUGACUUGGAAUUGCCAGGCAUCUUCACCAUCAUUGACUUUGAUGUCGAUGUGACGAAGCAGGUUGUUGGGCCUCUCUUUGCCCGUAUUGAAGCGUGGCGGGCCAUCUGGUUAUUCGGCGGAAUCGGUACGACUAUCCAGGUCCCCUGUCUGCCUGUGGACCCUGUGUACGGCGUAGGGACAUGUGACUACGGAGACCUUUGUCAGAUCCUGACGGACGGAAAGCCGUUCGACGCCCUGUCCAACAGCACGGUGUGUUACCCCGACGCCACGCUCAUGGGGAUACCGGAGGGACAGUGCGGCUGUGAGGGCAUGGCGCCCAAACACUACGGCAUCAAGGGCUGGAACAAACUCAUCGACCUGUCAGGAUUGGAGUCCGGCAUUCUCACAUUCCUAGCUUCGGGAGACUAUGAGCUCAGGGCCACGGUGAAAGACACUAGCGGCGCGGAGCAGGCAUGUAUCGGGGUCAGGGUGCCCGUGCACGAGUACGUGGACCCAGACGCGGGCGGUGGUUGGCUGUUCGGCAAGAAGAGGCGUUCCACGUAAUCCUAACGUGCGCACACAAAAUGAUGACGUAGUUCCUACGUCAUGGAAGGAACACAUUUAGUUAUGACCUUGAAAUAAAAGAGUUCAACAUGUA